Messenger RNA from Alternaria conjuncta, 1005 nucleotides. RefSeq lists its product as uncharacterized. NCBI's taxonomy places the organism in Eukaryota, Fungi, Ascomycota, Dothideomycetes, Pleosporales, Pleosporaceae. The record is from RefSeq and is a predicted model, not a curated record. The coding region runs from base 1 to 1005 and encodes 334 amino acids. The transcript has 4 exons.
AUGCCCCAUGCACUAUCACCAGAGCAAGACGUGCCGAGCUUAGAUGGCAAGAAACUCUUCGUGAACGACGGGUUGCUCCGACCAGAUCAAGUCGGGAAAUUGAAGGAGUCGUCUCCAGAAAUGCCCAUGGAAGAGCUGCGUCGGCGUUACAACGAAGAUGGAUAUGUCUUCCUCAAGGGGUUACUACCAAGGAACGAUGUCCUCAAAGCCCGCGAAGAGUACUUCAAGUCGCUCGCACCGAGCGGCGUGUUGAAACCUGGAACCCAGCCAGUGGAUGGCAUAUUCGAUCCUGAGAAGGACGCGGCAGACUUCCCUGGUAUUGGCGCUGGUGCGGCCCCUGGAAAUGGAAAGCCGGGAGAAGCGACAGCGGAGAAGUUCGUUAGUCUGGCGCUCGAAGCGCACUAUGCAGAUUGGUACAAAGAGGCGUUUUGCAAGCACCCUGCGCUGAAAGACUUUAUUGCCCGGAUGACAAACUGGGGCGACAACACUAUAGGGGUCCGUAGAAGCUUAUUGCGCAACAAUACACCAGGAAACAAGGCCAUCGGCGUACAUUAUGAUCAGAUCUUCCUCCGGCAUGGCGAGCCGACGAGUGUCACUGCCUGGGUACCUAUGGGCGAUGUAAGCUUGACUGGAGGAGGCUUGAUCUAUUUGGAAAAUGGUCAUACGCUUGGCCGUGAGGUAGAGGGAGACUUCAACCGAAAGGCAGCGGAAAGUGGAUUGAGCGACGAAGAAACGAAGAACGCUUUCAACCAGAACAUGCUAUCAACGGGGCUGCUCGCUGACGGUCCACGAGAGUAUUCUGACACCUUUGACAGGCGUUGGUUGGUGACGAACUACGAAGCGGGCGACGUAGUCCUCCACAACCCGUUUGCGAUACACGCAUCCACAUUGAAUCACGAUCCAAAUAACGUGAUUAGAGUUGGUACUGAUCUGAGAUUUGUCGAUGGCAGCAAGCCAUGGGACACUCGAUGGGACAAAGACUACGAGUUCAACGACGGUGUGUAA